ACUUUAUACUAAGUCUUGGCGGCAGCCAUUUUGGUUUGUUCCUGUUUGUGAUUGCUUGACCUGCGUUGACUGGGACUGUGCAUUUUUGUUGUGAAUUGAAGCACUCUUCCAGAAUUGAAAACACUCUGGGUUAUAGAGCGACCAAGUAUUACCUUUUGAACGAAUCUGUACGUGAUCUAUCCAGACAGGAUAGAAUAACAUUUAUUUGUGGUGAUUGUUUAGAGUUGAUCAAUUAAACAAUUAUUGGUUGGAUAGCUGAGUGGUUAUAUUUGUUUAGAACCGCUAUCUUACCCAAUUAUUUUGUUUUGGUUUCAAUCGGGCGAGGGCGCGUAUCUAACUCAUCCAGACAGCUGUCCAGCAGUCCAAACGUAGUUUGGAUCUUACAGUUCUAAACAAAUAUUUGGUCGAAUUCGUUUGGCUUUCGUUUCGUUGAUUCCAAUCAUCGUCUCUGGGAAUAUCUGGUCGUUCGCUUCCGAUGCCAAACAAUCGUCGAAGGAAAUUAAGUCCAAGGCUUGUGGAUGUUAAAAGAGAUGAACAAAAGGAUGGAUCCCCUCAAUCAAAGCAAGUGCCUUCUGAUGCUUCUAUGUGUCAUGGUUCAUAUUCUAAUAGGGACGAUUGUAAUUAUAGUGAAUCUAGUUGUGAUAUAAUGUCAGAUGGCAUAGAAAACCUUAAUUUAGACGUGAAGCAAGCAAAAGACGUAAGGCCGUCGGCGUUUUUCAUAGGUCCAGAGUUACCAAAGGUUGAGUUAGGUUAUUUCGACGGUCAACCAAGAGGUUACUGGAAGUUUUUAAGGGAGUUUGAGACCUAUGUGGAAUCAAGGGUCAAGGAUGAUGGUCAACGCUUGCUUUAUUUGAUACAUUAUUGUAAGGGUAAAGCGAAAACAGCCAUUGAGGGUUGUGUUAUGUUGGAAGCCUCUUUUGGUUACAAAAAGGCCAAAGAAAUUCUAAAACGGUUGUUCGGACAGGCGCAUGUAAUCGCUCGGGAGACUUUAGAGGACUUAUUCAAAACUACAAAUGUUGAUUACAGUGAUCCUGAGCAACUAACAAAUCUAGCUAUUAGGAUGGAAAAUUGUUCUAUGGUUUUGAAACAGAUGAAGUAUACUGCCGACUUAAAUUCUUUAAUUACCUUAGAGAGAAUAGUAGGACUCUUACCUCAAGUUAUGCAAGCCCAAUGGGCGGACUGGGUAGAUGAAUUGACUGAAGAUAAUAGAGAACCAACCUUUGACGAGCUUACACAAUUUAUAGCAUCCCGCGCGAGGGUAGCUAAUAGUAGGUUUGGACGGUUAGCGAAUCGUCCGAGAAAGGGACACAACGUAAAGACAAAUUGUCACUUGCAAUUGGAGCAGGCGAAUAAUUCGAAAGAGAAAGCUAAAUGCAGUGUGUGUUCCCUAGACCAUGCUAUUUAUAAAUGUCCAAAAUUUUUAGCGCUUACCGUUCAAGAGAGAUGGUCUCACGCGAAGGUUAAUGGCAUCUGUUUUGUCUGCCUCAGGCAAGGGCAUAAAGUUAGUGAAUGUAAGCUGGCAAAACGUUGUAACGUUGAGGGUUGUGAAAGGAAACACCAUUCUUUGUUACACAGCGAGAGUGAGAAACCUGGUACCUCGAGUUGUUGCGGAUAUACUAAAUCACUAAUCAGUCAAGUGUGUUUAGGCAUGAUUCCCGUACGGUUGAAAUCGCGAAAAGCCGAGAUUGUGGGUUACGCUCUGUUGGACAACGGUUCUGAUGUGACACUGAUAAAAUCAAACUGUUUGAGGUCUCUCGGGCUGAGCGAAGACGAAGCAUCAGUGGUAGUUGAGACUGUGGGCGGUAAUAGAACAAUGAAGGUCACGAGUGCGCCUUUCGAGGUAUAUUCUUUAGAUCGAUCUGAACAUGUUACGAUUGAAGGAGCUCUGAUUGUAGCACGUAUACCAGGUCAUAAGCCAACAAAGUCAGCAAUGAACAACCUAGUUAAGUGGCCGCAUUUAAGUGAUGUACCAAUAGAUAGCCUAGACUCUGAAGAAGUUUUACUGUUGAUUGGUUGCGACAUACCAGAAGCACACUGGGUGUUAGACCAGCGGUUGGGCGGAAGAAAAAGCCCGUACGCUGUGAAGACGUUGCUGGGGUGGACGGUUUUCGGACCUGCGUUAUGUUCGGAAUAUAGGAAAAGAGUAGUUAAUCAUACCAGUAAAUUACAGACUUUGGAGAACGAAAUACGUAAACCUUAUGAUGUAGAGUUUUCUGAUGUUUAUUCAAAUGAUAAAUCAUUAUCAGUAGACGACAAGACGGCUAUAAGGAUUGUGGAAGGUGGCACACGCUUCGUAAAUGGUCAUUUUGGAGUCCCUAUACCAUGGAAAGUGCACCCAAAUAUGGGAGGGGGGAAUUAUGAAGUGGCAAACAGUAGACUACAGAGUUUGAAGCGUAGAUUGUUGAAAGAUGACAUUCUGUAUAUCAAGUAUACAAAUGGUAUUGAAAGGCUUCCGACUAUGAAAGGGAUUCUAUUCAUAGUUUCUUCUCUGUUCGAUCCUUUGGGUUUAAUUGCUCCGGUCUGUCUUCCUGCCAAGGUCCUCUUGCAAAAAUUAUGUAAGUCCCAAAUAGGCUGGGAUCAGCCUCUCAACGAGCCAUACAAGUCCGCGUGGCCAAAUUGGGUAAAAUUUAUGCGUCAAACAGGUCCCAGAUUUGCAGGACUUCAAAGAUUCGUCGCUCGAGAUGUUGUUCAGAAAGCUCUUGUGGAAUUAGGCGUGUAUAGAGGUGAGAAAGAUAAUCCUGUGGUUGUACCGAUGUGUUCUCAAAGCAAAGAUAUUGUUGGACCAUUGUUGAAACCUCAAUGGUACCUACGUUGUAAGGACAUGGCUAAUGCGGCAAUGAAGGAGGUAUCUGAAGGCCGCUCACGUAUUAUUCAUAGUUUCCAUAUUCGUACAUGGAAUAAUUGGCUUAAAGAUUGUCAGGAUUGGUGUAUUUCUCGACAAUUAUGGUGGGGACAUCAUAUUCCUGCUUGUCAUGUUUCGAUUCGACGUCCUGGCGUAGAUAAUUUAGAAGUUUUAGAUCCUACAGAUCAUAAUUCAUGGGUAGUUGGUCAUACAAUCGAAGAAGCACUUCAAAAGGCCUGUGAUAAUUUCCAUUGUUCACCAGAUAACUUAACUUUAAACCAAGAUAAUGAUGUAUUAGAUACGUGGUUCUCUUCACAAUUAUUUCUAUUAUCUGGAUUUGGUUGGCCUGAACAAAUACCAGAUUUAAAGGCUUAUUAUCCUGGUAGUUUAUUAGAAACUGGGCAUGAUAUUAUAUUUUUCUCGGUUGCACGUAUGGUUAUGAUUGGUUUGAAAUUAAUGGGACAAUUACCAUUUCAUACGGUCUAUUUACAUGCUAUGGUUCGUGAUGCUCAUGGCAAAAAAAUGAGUAAAUCUUUGGGUAAUUCAGUCGAUCCAGUAGAUGUCAUCAAUGGAAUAUCUUUAGAAGGCUUACAAAAACAACUAGAACAAGGGCACGCAGGAACGUCCCAAGUAUUGGCUAUAAUUCGAAAAUGGUAUUGGAUAAUGAAGGCAACCAGCACGGUUAAGAGAGUGAUAGGUAUGUGUGUGACAUGCCGGCGGUUUACGAUGAAUACAGGGCAACAGUUGAUGGCGCCGCUUCCAGCUUGUAGAGUUCAACCAGGAUGGUAUAGCUUCUCAGCCGUGGGAGUAGACUACUUUGGACCACUUGUUGUCAAGAGAGGAAGAUCAUUAGAAAAAAGGUAUGGAUGUAUAUUUACUUGCUUGCAAACCCGAGCAGUACAUAUUGAACUGACACACAGUUUGAAUACUGAUUCGUUUAUAAUGGCCUUGCUACGUUUUAUUGGAAGAAGAGGGAAACCUGCAGAAAUUUACAGUGACAAUGGGUCAAAUUUUGUGGGUGCGGUCUCUGAGUUAAGGAGAUUUGUGCAACAGUUGAAUCAACAGAAAAUAGACAAAGAACUGUCAGCUAGGCAGAUUCAGUGGCAUUUUAACCCGCCCUCAGCCAGCCACAGGGGUGAGGUUUGGGAAAGGAUGAUUAGGUCCAUACGCCGACUGUUAUUGCUGAUAACUAGAGAGCAGACUCUAACCGAUGAGACUUUAAACACUUAUUUGAUUGAGAUUGAAAGGAUAUUGAACGAUCGACCCUUAACUCCGGUCGUUCAAGAUGCUAACGAUAAACUAGCUUUGUCGCCAAACAGUUUGUUGUUAUUGAGAGAAUGUGACGGAAUAGUCGAAGAAGGUAGCAUCAGAGAUAAAUAUGACAAACGUUGGAAACAGGUUAAUCAUCUUGCUAAUGUGUUUUGGAAAAGGUGGUUAAGAGAGUAUUUACCGUCACUACAAGAACGUCAAAAAUGGUUAGUUGAACACCGCAAUUUUCAGAAAGGAGAUGUAGUGAUCGUGGAUUCGGACAUAUCGACCUGUGGAAAAUGGCCCUUAGGAGUAGUUGAAGAUUGUGAAAUAGAUGACGACGGAAGAGUUAGAACAGUGGUUGUUCGUACGAACGGUGGAUUAGUCAGGAGAGAUAUACGUAGAUUAUGCCUCCUUGAAGGCUCGAAUUAGUUCCUCGUAUUAUCAAUGUAGGUAGGUCGAGUAGGCGUACUGUUGUAAGUCCUAUUCAUUCCUAUAGUGUCAUAUGCUACAUAAUGAACCAUGACCAUAGGCAUCAAGGUAGCUUGUGUGAUAUGGAGGGAUUUUGGGGGCCGGUGUAAGAUCCAUUUUGAAUGCUUUGUGUGUUCGUGAAAAUCCCUCCAUGUAUAUACUUGCACUUUGUUCCUAUUGAUUCUUUUAGUCGUACAAUGUUAACCUUUUGACUACAGUUGAAUUGUUAAUAUUUGUAUUUUAUUAUAGUUUUCGUUUUUACCACACCUUCACUAAUUCCCUAUGCUUCUUCCCGAACUGCACUUAUGUUGUUUUACUUUAUACUAAGUCUUGGCGGCAGCCAUUUUGGUUUGUUCCUGUUUGUGAUUGCUUGACCUGCGUUGACUGGGACUGUGCAUUUUUGUUGUGAAUUGAAGCACUCUUCCAGAAUUGAAAACACUCUGGGUUAUAGAGCGACCAAGUAUUACCUUUUGAACGAAUCUGUACGUGAUCUAUCCAGACAGGAUAGAAUAACAUUUAUUUGUGGUGAUUGGUAAUUUUCUUGCAUCCUUUAUCAACGUUCUUAUUUAUUAUAGUUUAGAGUUGAUCAAUUAAACAAUUAUUGGUUGGAUAGCUGAGUGGUUAUAUUUGUUUAGAACCGCUAUCUUACCCAAUUAUUUUGUUUUGGUUUCAAUCGGGCGAGGGCGCGUAUCUAACUCAUCCAGACAGCUGUCCAGCAGUCCAAACGUAGUUUGGAUCUUACAGUUCUAAACAAAUAUUUGGUCGAAUUCGUUUGGCUUUCGUUUCGUUGAUUCCAAUCAUCGUCUCUGGGAAUAUCUGGUCGUUCGCUUCCGAUGCCAAACAAUCGUCGAAGGAAAUUAAGUCCAAGGCUUGUGGAUGUUAAAAGAGAUGAACAAAAGGAUGGAUCCCCUCAAUCAAAGCAAGUGCCUUCUGAUGCUUCUAUGUGUCAUGGUUCAUAUUCUAAUAGGGACGAUUGUAAUUAUAGUGAAUCUAGUUGUGAUAUAAUGUCAGAUGGCAUAGAAAACCUUAAUUUAGACGUGAAGCAAGCAAAAGACGUAAGGCCGUCGGCGUUUUUCAUAGGUCCAGAGUUACCAAAGGUUGAGUUAGGUUAUUUCGACGGUCAACCAAGAGGUUACUGGAAGUUUUUAAGGGAGUUUGAGACCUAUGUGGAAUCAAGGGUCAAGGAUGAUGGUCAACGCUUGCUUUAUUUGAUACAUUAUUGUAAGGGUAAAGCGAAAACAGCCAUUGAGGGUUGUGUUAUGUUGGAAGCCUCUUUUGGUUACAAAAAGGCCAAAGAAAUUCUAAAACGGUUGUUCGGACAGGCGCAUGUAAUCGCUCGGGAGACUUUAGAGGACUUAUUCAAAACUACAAAUGUUGAUUACAGUGAUCCUGAGCAACUAACAAAUCUAGCUAUUAGGAUGGAAAAUUGUUCUAUGGUUUUGAAACAGAUGAAGUAUACUGCCGACUUAAAUUCUUUAAUUACCUUAGAGAGAAUAGUAGGACUCUUACCUCAAGUUAUGCAAGCCCAAUGGGCGGACUGGGUAGAUGAAUUGACUGAAGAUAAUAGAGAACCAACCUUUGACGAGCUUACACAAUUUAUAGCAUCCCGCGCGAGGGUAGCUAAUAGUAGGUUUGGACGGUUAGCGAAUCGUCCGAGAAAGGGACACAACGUAAAGACAAAUUGUCACUUGCAAUUGGAGCAGGCGAAUAAUUCGAAAGAGAAAGCUAAAUGCAGUGUGUGUUCCCUAGACCAUGCUAUUUAUAAAUGUCCAAAAUUUUUAGCGCUUACCGUUCAAGAGAGAUGGUCUCACGCGAAGGUUAAUGGCAUCUGUUUUGUCUGCCUCAGGCAAGGGCAUAAAGUUAGUGAAUGUAAGCUGGCAAAACGUUGUAACGUUGAGGGUUGUGAAAGGAAACACCAUUCUUUGUUACACAGCGAGAGUGAGAAACCUGGUACCUCGAGUUGUUGCGGAUAUACUAAAUCACUAAUCAGUCAAGUGUGUUUAGGCAUGAUUCCCGUACGGUUGAAAUCGCGAAAAGCCGAGAUUGUGGGUUACGCUCUGUUGGACAACGGUUCUGAUGUGACACUGAUAAAAUCAAACUGUUUGAGGUCUCUCGGGCUGAGCGAAGACGAAGCAUCAGUGGUAGUUGAGACUGUAGGCGGUAAUAGAACAAUGAAGGUCACGAGUGCGCCUUUCGAGGUAUAUUCUUUAGAUCGAUCUGAACAUGUUACGAUUGAAGGAGCUCUGAUUGUAGCACGUAUACCAGGUCAUAAGCCAACAAAGUCAGCAAUGAACAACCUAGUUAAGUGGCCGCAUUUAAGUGAUGUACCAAUAGAUAGCCUAGACUCUGAAGAAGUUUUACUGUUGAUUGGUUGCGACAUACCAGAAGCACACUGGGUGUUAGACCAGCGGUUGGGCGGAAGAAAAAGCCCGUACGCUGUGAAGACGUUGCUGGGGUGGACGGUUUUCGGACCUGCGUUAUGUUCGGAAUAUAGGAAAAGAGUAGUUAAUCAUACCAGUAAAUUACAGACUUUGGAGAACGAAAUACGUAAACCUUAUGAUGUAGAGUUUUCUGAUGUUUAUUCAAAUGAUAAAUCAUUAUCAGUAGACGACAAGACGGCUAUAAGGAUUGUGGAAGGUGGCACACGCUUCGUAAAUGGUCAUUUUGGAGUCCCUAUACCAUGGAAAGUGCACCCAAAUAUGGGAGGGGGGAAUUAUGAAGUGGCAAACAGUAGACUACAGAGUUUGAAGCGUAGAUUGUUGAAAGAUGACAUUCUGUAUAUCAAGUAUACAAAUGGUAUUGAAAGGCUUCCGACUAUGAAAGGGAUUCUAUUCAUAGUUUCUUCUCUGUUCGAUCCUUUGGGUUUAAUUGCUCCGGUCUGUCUUCCUGCCAAGGUCCUCUUGCAAAAAUUAUGUAAGUCCCAAAUAGGCUGGGAUCAGCCUCUCAACGAGCCAUACAAGUCCGCGUGGCCAAAUUGGGUAAAAUUUAUGCGUCAAACAGGUCCCAGAUUUGCAGGACUUCAAAGAUUCGUCGCUCGAGAUGUUGUUCAGAAAGCUCUUGUGGAAUUAGGCGUGUAUAGAGGUGAGAAAGAUAAUCCUGUGGUUGUACCGAUGUGUUCUCAAAGCAAAGAUAUUGUUGGACCAUUGUUGAAACCUCAAUGGUACCUACGUUGUAAGGACAUGGCUAAUGCGGCAAUGAAGGAGGUAUCUGAAGGCCGCUCACGUAUUAUUCAUAGUUUCCAUAUUCGUACAUGGAAUAAUUAACUUAAAGAUUGUCAGGAUUGGUG
Messenger RNA from Schistosoma margrebowiei, 7847 nucleotides. The record is from the annotation of a GenBank genome assembly. NCBI's taxonomy places the organism in Eukaryota, Metazoa, Platyhelminthes, Trematoda, Strigeidida, Schistosomatidae.